GAUGAGGGCAGAAAGCAUCUCGACUCAAAAUAUGUUGCUGGCUGUGGUCUUGUCAGCCGUUGCUGAUCGGUGAAGUAAGUCAGCCGAAUCAUCAAUCGUUGAUUCAGCCGAAAGCGGCUGACGUCGUUCCUUCCCUCCCACCGACCGGACCACUAUCGCCAACAUACCUGGGUAACAUCGCUCCCGUGCAAGUCCCCAGUGAAGAAUAAAUAUUAAGAUACUGCAAGAGUCCACAAAAUCUCACGAAUGUGCAUGGCCUCACACUUUAUCUGAAGGGUCGUGAGGCCGCGACCAAGCAUAAGUGCCAGCUGGGAUUCGGCGCCAAUCAAUCGAACACACGAGUGACUCCUUCGGAAUUACCCCCGAGCAGGGCGCAGAAGACAUCGCCCGCUAUGUCAAUGAACAAAUUUUGAUACACUUUCCAAGUCAAGAAUCAAGCCGACGUCGCGACAUCCAGUCAUGGCAUCAAAUUAUUGGGACUCCACGCAGGCCAAGUUUUGGACCUUCACUAAGUCUGAGUUGGCUGACAUGCGCCAGGAACUAGAAGCUGCUAAUCAGCCAACGUGUUCCCGCCAUGCAAUCCCAGACCGCCGCCUGAUGAAUAUCUAUUUCCAACAACAGCUUCUGAGAUUGGCGCGACGGUUGAGUCUUCGACAACAAGCGUUGGCCACAGCACAGGUCUACAUCAAGCGCUUCUACCUCCGUGUCGAGAUCCGCCGAACAAAUCCAUAUCUUAUCAUGGCUACGGCUGUCUACCUGGCAUGUAAGAUGGAGGAAUGUCCGCAGCACAUCCGGGUCAUGCUCGGUGAAGCGGCCCGACAGUGGCCCGAAUUAGGCAUCACGGAGGCCAGCAAGAUUGGAGAGUGCGAAUUCGCGCUCAUCUCGACGCUUUCCUCUCGUCUAAUCUGCCAUCAUCCAUAUCGCCCGCUCCUCGAGUUUGCUCCGCAAUUUGGACUGAACGCGGAGGAAAUCCAGCUGGCACAAUCCAUUCUCAACGACAGCUACAACACGGAUCUCAUACUGCUGCAACCGCCGCAUGUAUUGGCUAUCACAUCGAUCUUCCUCAUGCUAGUCUCACGGGCGCUCGGGCAAGCUACAAGUCACACAUCACACGCUUUGCCGCCAUCGCCACUACACCUUCACUCACCUGGAGGAAAUCUAUCGGGUCUUUCAUCUGCUCUUCACUCCCCAGCCCUCAACUCCAGCUCCAGGGAGCAAGUGCUAGCUAAUCUCAACAGCCUCAGCCAGGCACGGCCCAAGAUCGCCAAGCUCAUCGACUGGGUCGCUGAGAGCAAGAUCGAUAUUGGUGCUGUAAUCGAGUCAACUCAGGAGCUGAUCAGCUUGUAUAGUGUUUGGGAGUGUUACAAUGAACGUGCUUGCAAAGAGGCCAUCACGAAAUUCAUGAAGGAUGGCAAUGGAAUGGCGGGUGGAGUAAAAUGAGAUCGCCCCCUUCACGAAAUCCAGGUAUUCCAUCCAUCUUACAUCAUUUGUCUCAUACUGGUGCUGAGAUCACGGGCAUAUUUACUCUGUCUGUUAAGGCAAUAAACGUAGGCACAAUAGUCACCAAAUCAACUGUGGGGAUCGUUUAUGUUGAGUCUUGAGAAGCCGAGCAUGUUUUUCAAACAACCGGGUAUUAAACAGACAUAGUCACAGCCGAAGAAUGGGAGCGGUGAGGGAGUCAUUUUGACCGUCUGCAUAUUUAUGGACAGAGCAUGCUCACGAUGAACAGGUGCAUAAUGCAGAUCAUUUAGGGUUGGGGCAAGCUUCAGGAACGCUCCUAAGCGAAGAUUCUCCGCAUCGGCAAACGGCCCGUCUCCACAUUCGGCUCGGACGCCACCAUUUUGAGGAGACCCUCAGGCACCCCCUGCUGGAC
This is a messenger RNA of Dissoconium aciculare CBS 342.82, 1873 nucleotides long. RefSeq names its product cyclin-like protein. The record is from RefSeq and is a predicted model, not a curated record. The transcript has a single exon. Gene Ontology annotation, cellular component: nucleus; mediator complex. Gene Ontology annotation, molecular function: cyclin-dependent protein serine/threonine kinase regulator activity. Gene Ontology annotation, biological process: positive regulation of transcription by RNA polymerase II. Bases 460 to 1440 code for a protein of 326 amino acids. NCBI's taxonomy places the organism in Eukaryota, Fungi, Ascomycota, Dothideomycetes, Mycosphaerellales, Dissoconiaceae.